CCGGAAGUUGUGGCAGGUUUUGUUUGCGGCCCCCUCCUCAUCCCGUUCUUCCUCCUGUGGCUGCAGAGUGGGCGCUCCGCUGCAUAGAGGAUCUUCGUGCGGGUCCACCAUCUCUGUCGGAGCGCCGCAGCCGGAUCAACCAGCCAUUUUUAUCCUCCGGUAAAAAAAAAAGAAAAAGAAAAAAGAAAAGAAAAACACACAGAAACUGAACAUUUUCCUUGAGCUCCACAUGUGACAGCAGGGAUGCCGACCAGCUGAGGAGGAAACCAUCUGACAACAAACCGCGAAGCAUCAUGGGAGGUGGCAGAUGGACUUGCCGGCCGUGGGCCGAAAAGAGCCUGUGACACACACACACACACACACACACACACACACACGCUCACACACACACACACACACGCUCACACACACACACACAGACAGACACGUCAUACACCAUGGAACAAGGCUUCAGCUUCCAUACGCUGUGUUUGUGUUGUGGCUAACGGUGAUGACCUCGCUCCGUCCCGUGCAGAAGAAGCUGGCGGCGGAGCCCGACUACACGGACGUGUCGCUGACGGCGGCGGAGCGCGUGCGUGCGCUCGGGAAGCUGGGCAGCAGCGUGGAGAUCAACGAGGACAUCGCGCCGCGCCGCUACCUGCGCUCCGGCGUGGAGAUGGAGCGCAUGGCCGCCGUCUACCUGGAGGAGGGCAGCCUGGAGAACGCCUACGUGCUCUACAACAAGUUCAUCACUCUGUUUGUAGAGAAGCUGCCCGGUCACAGAGACUACCAGCAGUGCAGCGUCCCAGAGAAACAGCUGAUCAUGAAGAAACUUCAGGAGGUGGCGUUCCCCCGUAAAGACGAGCUGAAGAAACGCCUGCAGGAGAAAUACAGCAGAGAGCACAGCGAGUACCUCCGAGCACAGAGCCAGGCGGUGGUGGUGGAUGGGUGUGGCCAGCGGCUCCAGCACCUCUCCCUAUUGGACGAGGACAGGCGCCGGCUCUCCCUGUUGGAGGAGGAGAGGCAGCGGGUGGCCGCCCUGCGCCGCAUGCAGAUCGAAUCGGAGCAGUUCCGAUUCUUCGAGGACCAGCUGCGCCGCCAGGAGCUGGCCAAUAGGAGAGGAGAGGAGGUGGAGCCAAAGGCGGAGAACAAAGUGCCUGAGGUGACGGACGGCUCCUGUCUGUCCCAGCAGCCAAUAAGAGACAGCAUACGUUCCCAGGGGGCGGACCCUAACAGGAACAAGCCGCCUCCCCCCAUCAGCCAACCAGCUGCCACACUGGCUGGAGUUCACACCCAGCGUGCGCAGGGUCUCAGGUCAGUGGUGAUUCCCAGAGAUCUGACGUAUCGCUUCCUCCUGCUGGCUGACUCCAACACCGCCAGAGGGAUCGAGACCUGUGGAGUUCUGUGUGGACGCCUGACGCAGAACGAGUUCCUGCUGACUCAUGUUGUGGUUCCCAAGCAGUCGGCCGGUCCGGACUUCUGCGACAUGGAGAACGUGGAGGAGCUGUUCAGCUUCCAGGACCAGCAGAACCUGCUCACACUGGGCUGGAUCCACACUCACCCCACCCAGACGGCCUUCCUGUCCAGCGUGGACCUGCACACACACUGCUCCUACCAGCUGAUGCUGCCAGAGGCCAUCGCCAUCGUCUGCGCCCCCAAACACAACGAUACGGGGGUCUUCAGGCUGACGGCUGCAGGUAUGGCCGAGGUGUCCGCCUGCAGACUGAAGGGUUUCCAUCCUCACUCCAAGGAGCCGCCGCUCUUCACUGUGUGUAAGCACGUGGUGGUGAGGGACUGUAAGGUCAGCCUGCUGGACCUCAGGUGACAGCCAGGGGGCGCCACUCGCUGUUUCUGCACCGUUGUUUACUCCCGAGGCUUUUCUAUCUAUUUAUUUUUCUGAAGAGGAAAACUGUGAACUCAGAGUGCUUGGCUUACACUGUGUGUGUGUGUGUGUGUGUGUGUGUGUGUGUGUGUGUGUGUGUGUGUGUGUGUGUGUGCGCGUGUGUGUGUGUGUGGGCAGGGAGCUGCAGCACACGCCGAGCCUCCGACAGAACAAACGAGCUCAGAUCAAUCGAUCGAUUAUCAGGACUGAUAUUCAGAUUUUUUUUUUAAAUUAUCAGGUGAUUUUCUUGUGCUUUUUUUUUUGUAAUUUUCUGGUAAUUUUCUUACAUUUUUUUACAUUUUUAAUUACUAUUAUAAUGUUAAACAUUUUUAAAAAUUCAAAGCAUGGUUUUUGUUGGUGCUUGUAAAACUGUCAAUUUUGACUCUGCGAUUUUUAAAAUUUAUUACAAAUCAAUAUCAGCCCUGAAAAAUCAAUAUCAGUCCAGGUGAUCGGUCGAGGUUUAGAGGUUUUUGUCAUGACGGUAAAACGUGAAGACAGUAAAUAUGAGCUUCAGAUUCAGAAAACGAGCCUCCCGGCCGCCCGGCGCCGCAAAAUAACAGGAGAGGGAAGGAAAACAGGCGGACAAGGAAAGGACCUGAAAUGAAGGAACCAAAAAAAAAAAAAAAACGAAAAUUUGAAGAAAAACAGAGAAUUUCUUAAAUGGAAAAAGAAAGAUUUUCUCCCGUAACUUAAUUUUUUUUUUUUUUUU
Myripristis murdjan (pinecone soldierfish) is the source of this 2570-nucleotide messenger RNA. RefSeq names its product STAM binding protein-like 1 (gene stambpl1). Gene Ontology annotation, biological process: protein K63-linked deubiquitination. NCBI's taxonomy places the organism in Eukaryota, Metazoa, Chordata, Actinopteri, Holocentriformes, Holocentridae. The transcript is spliced from 13 exons. The coding region runs from base 308 to 1804 and encodes 498 amino acids. Gene Ontology annotation, molecular function: metal-dependent deubiquitinase activity; K63-linked deubiquitinase activity; protein binding. Gene Ontology annotation, cellular component: membrane; endosome. The record is from RefSeq and is a predicted model, not a curated record.